GUAUUAAUGAAAGGAUUUGUCUUCUGUUAUCUUAUUUCUGUAGUCUAUUGUUGGUGGGAAGUUGGUCAUAUGAUGACAGCCCAAAUCGCAAAGAAUUUUCUCAAGGAUAAUAGACCAGAUGUCUUGGCUUGGGCAGAUUCGCUAGUUUAAGACUUCAAUUCCCUUACAGAUGGUAGAUCUAACACAUUUGCUGAAGCAGCAGUUUGGUUAGAUGAUAUAAAAGAAACAGGAACCGGAUUUCUUAAUGAUUGGCAUUACACUGAUAGACCAAUCAAUCCAGAUGGGUAAAAUUAUAGACUAUUUCUUAGAUUAUUGAUAAAGAUUGAUGAUUAAGGUAGAAAUAUAAACUCAAUCUAUGCUAUUAAUCAGGCAGUGUCAGUUUUAACUAAUCCCAAGACUUCAAAAAAUCGUCAUACAGUUUUUAAAGCAUAGAUGAUGAGAGUUUUAUUACAUGUGAUUGGUGAUAUACAUCAACCUUUACAUGAUACUACUUUUUGGAAUAGUAGCUACCCUAAUGGAGAUGCAGGUGGAAACUUUAUGAAGAUCUAAGUAUUUAAAUUAUAUAUAUUAAGUUAUCAAAUGGAACACUCAUGAACUUUCAUUCUUUUUGGGAUUCUGGAGCUGUCUCCUUUGCCCCUAAUAAUAGUUUCAUGGCUAGACCACUAAGUUAAACUGAUAGUGAGUAUUUAGACAAAUGGUCUAAAGAAUUAAUGACUAAAUUCCCAAAAUCAAAAUACAGCAAUUAUGACAUGACGUAUUAAGAAAUUUGUUAUCUAGUAAUCCUUCUGUUUGGACUUACCUUGGUUUUAGAUAAGCAUAAUAAUUUGUUUAUCCCAUGGUAGCGACAUCAAAUUCCUACAAUAAGGAUUAUGAAAAAUAAGCCAUUGAAUUUUGUGAAGAAAACUUAUCUAUUGGAGGGUAUCGAUUAGGAGCAAAAUUGAUAGAAAUCUAUGAUUAAAUUAUACAAAAUGAGGCUAAACUAUCAAUAAGUGAAUGAA
This is a messenger RNA of Paramecium pentaurelia, 998 nucleotides long. The record is from the annotation of a GenBank genome assembly. Lineage: Eukaryota; Ciliophora; Oligohymenophorea; Peniculida; Parameciidae.